GUCCUAUAUGCGGAGGUGGUGCGGUGCUUCUAUGACUUUUCUGUGCGGAACACGGUACCUGCGGGUCACUGCGGGAUUCUGCAGGCCUAAAUCAGCCGCCACGCAACUUAGCUUAUGUUUAGUGAGGCAGUAUUCGCCUUCUAAAGCGAGGUACGGCCUCGGCCAAAGCAUCACGUCACGGUUGAAAUGGGCAAAUGAAAAGUACCAGAGAUUUCUUCAGAGACGCUUCCCUAGAUUCUACGUCCUCUAUUCCACAUUUAUACGAGGAUUUCGACUCUUCUUCGAGGAUGCCCGAGAAGUGCAUAGGAUCAGAAUUCGGAUGAUCAGAAACAACAUCGAUCCCCAGAAGUUGCCUUACCGUGAAAUGGAGAAGCUCAGACAGUUCCACAGAGACAUGAUCAAAGCUAUUCCUCUGGUGAUCAUCUCCAUUCCUCCUUUUGCCAACUACCUAGUGUUUGUUUUAAUGUACCUUUAUCCACGCCAGCUUCUGAUUCGCCAUUUCUGGACGCCCCAGCAGCUGGUGGAGUUUCAGGGAGUGUAUCACGCACAGAGGGCGCUGCAUCACCGGCCACUGCUCGCUGGGUUGAAGACGACAGCAUCGCGCAUCACACACGAACAAGUAAAGAGCCGACUUAUGGAGCUGUGCAGUAAAAUCCAGGGUGGUGUUCACCCCGUUGUGUCUGAUCUCCACGCAGUGAGAAGUUUAUUCUCAGGCCCUCCAUUGGGUAUCAGAAGGAUGGGUGCAGAUCAGAUGAGACACCUUUGCACAUUGCUCUUCUUAACGCCCCGCCUCCCACCGUUCUGGAUUGGCCGGCGCUUGAAUAGCCACGCCCUAGAGCUCAUGCACCUGGAUCGUGCCAUCAUCAUCCUGGGUCUCCACGAGCUCAAUGACAUGGAGCUCAAAGAGGCGUGUUAUGUGAGAGGGCUGAACGUGGAGCAGCUGAGUCCUGCACAGUGCCGAGACUGGCUGUCUCAGUGGCUGCAGUUCUCAGUGCACCUUAAAGAAUCAGAGACCUCACUGUACUUGCAUGGUAUGAUGCUUCUGACGGUGAACUACCCAAAACCAGCACGCAGCUGAUGAGACCCUGCGUUUUUCAACUACGCUGACCGUCAAGGAUCAGAAGUGAAGUAAACAAAAACCUCAGACAUGGGGGAAACACAGAGGGAGUGAACAACUUCAGUUAUCAGAGACGUUCCAGGCCAGUAUCAGGAUCAUAGAGUGUAGGCCUCAGUUACAGUGUUGAGUGAAUAUGAGAGGGAAGGAUGGUAAUCUUCGAGUUAUUUUUGAAUGUUUGUUUCCUUGAGCCAAGUGAUUAGAAAGAUGGGUGGGAAUCGCGAUGAAAGUACUAAAAACAGUACAUUGCAUAGCGGAAGUCGAUUUCGCCUUUUAGCCUUUAUCGUGUCAGAUCUGCGUAAAUGGAACAAUUGGAUCCAUUCCAUAUUUACACACAACUUUGAACCUCAGAAACACAAAACGUUGCAUGCAGCACGUUCUAAUUACAUCACGAGAUGAUUAUGAACAUGCAUCUAAGAACAGAUGUAUGAAAAAGGGUUAACAACUCAUUCUGUUUACAUGGAGUGUUGUGGAUUUCUUCCAAAUAUGGUUCAACCACAGAUUGGUGUGGUUUUUAAUUUUGGCUUGUGCUUUGCUGCGUUUUUGUUUUUUAUUUUAUUUUAUUUUUUCCUUUUUCCUUUCCUGUGCUGUUUAAGUUUGCUGCUAUGCAUACAGUUCAUCUGUACUUUGAAAGCUGAUUGAAUUCAUCAGAACAGUAUUCAGGGUUGCCAGGUCCUCGAAAAAAAGCCGAUAAAUUGCAACCCAAAAAUAUGUCCAACUUAAUUUCUAACUGUAAUUAAUGUGAAACAAGAUCAUAUUAUACAUUUGUAAUGAAGCAGUAUUCAAAUUGGUUUACCUAAAUAUCAGUGUAAUAAUACAAGACCACUAUAGGACAUGAGCAACAUGAUGUAUUUAUAAGUAUGUAGUCUAUUAUUUGUACUUCAUAUCCAUUUACCAGUCUGUACAAGAUUUCGCCGAGGGUUUUUGUGAUUGUUGCGGCCAAACGUGCUUGAUUUUGAGAUGCUUUUUACACAAUUUGCAGAGUUUUUUGUGCCUUUUUUUUUUUUUUUUUUUUUUUUUUUAGCAGAAGCCUAGUUGAAUUGGCAAAGUUGCAGGAAAUAGUUUUGCACGGUCCUUCACAGUGGUUUGUUGGUAAAGGAGACCUUUUAGCUGUACUCGUGUUUGACACACGAGAAUUGAAGAGGGCUUUGGCUGAAUGCGCGUCAUGAGGACGUCACAUGAAGCGUCUCGGCCCACACCUGCAUAAAAUCUGUGGUCGUUUUGAAAAAUUGCAAGCUCCUCCGAAUAUUGUGGAGUUUCCUUGAUUUUGCGUUCAUUUCUGCGAUCGCAAAAUUCUGGAGGGACUGAUUUACGACGAUACACUACUUGGUACAUUUUAAUCAUAAGCACAUACCGUAUACACUGCCAGUUAAAAGAUGGUGAAUAUGUGGAGUUUAUUUACAUCUUAUUAUAUUUGUUAGUGCCUCUAGAAAGUAUUUCUCUUUUUGCUGUACUGCAACAUCAAAUUUAAGCAAAAGAGAGAUUUUUUUGUGCUCCUUUAGAGGUGAUUCUAAUACAGUAAAAAUCUAAUUAAAUCAAGUACGUAGGGGAAGUGCUGGCUUGGUGGUUAAGGCUCUGGGUUACUGAUCGGAAGGUCGGGUUUCAAGCCCCAGCACUGCCAAGCUGCCACUGUUGGGCCCUUGAGCAAGGUGCUUAACCUUCUCUGCUCCAUGGGCACUGUAUCAUGGAUGACCCUGCGCUCGGACCCCAACUUCCUGACAUGCUGGGGUAUGCGAAGAAAAGAAUUUCCCUGUGCAUAUGUAUAUGUGAUAAAUAAAGACUCUAUCAUUAUAUUCACCUCAGAAUUACUUAAAAUAUUUUAUAGAAUUAAACAGAACAACCCACUUCCAGUGAAAUAAAUAUUUAACCCAAAUCAGCAAAAUGUCAAAUGCAGACUAAUUUUGUGUGAAAAUAUCAGACAUGGCAACCCUGACAAUAUCACCAGAGAUUAUCAGAGUGAUUUGACACUGGAACAGAAUAGUGUUCAAACUUUUGCCCCGAUGAGACCCAUGCCCCAGUUUUUAAUGAGAACUUUCUCCACCCCACACACACACACACACACACACACACACACACACACACACAAACCCAUAAAGGUCGGCAGGUCUCAUAGAUAGUCAUAUAAGUGGUUAUUUAUUUUGGUAUUUUUCAUCUCACCCUCAUGCAUUGAAUUCACACAGUUUGAAUACCUCUGCUGUAGAAAGUAUUGUGAGAAGGACAUUGAUUUUAACGCUGUGAUGAAGCGCAUACGUCUCCACACAAGGACACCAAGUCCUGUAAAUGAAGUCGCCUCUGCAGAAAAAUCAUAAAGCACUUAUGUACAUACACAAUUAAAAUGAUUUGCCCCACAUAUUGGAUUGAUUCAAAGUAAAGUAACAAAACAGCU
Molecule: messenger RNA, 3500 nt
Organism: Ictalurus furcatus (blue catfish)
Lineage: Eukaryota; Metazoa; Chordata; Actinopteri; Siluriformes; Ictaluridae
Gene: letmd1
Product: LETM1 domain containing 1
Exons: 9
Coding region: 8-1078 (356 amino acids)
Biological process (GO): intracellular monoatomic cation homeostasis
Cellular component (GO): mitochondrial inner membrane
Molecular function (GO): ribosome binding
Source: RefSeq, a predicted model, not a curated record